Messenger RNA from Caenorhabditis auriculariae, 1875 nucleotides. The record is from the annotation of a GenBank genome assembly. NCBI's taxonomy places the organism in Eukaryota, Metazoa, Nematoda, Chromadorea, Rhabditida, Rhabditidae.
AUGCCAUCGAGGCCGUUAAGGUUAUUGAUUUUUGAAAAAAAUUAUUGAUUUUGAAAAAUAAAUAUAUUGCUCUGUUUUUUUCGUUAAAAAAAUAAAAAUCAAAUUUUUUUAGCUUGGAUCUACGAGUAUUGGCAUUAGAACCCCCGAAGGAGUCCUUCUCGCCGCUGAAAAAAAGGUCGACCUCCAAGUUGAUGGUGAAUGACGCCAUUGAAAAAAUCAGCAAAGUCGACCAGCAUAUCGGUAAUUUCAAGCCUUUUUAAUUAUUACUUUUCAAUAAAUCCAUUUUUUCAGCUGUCACUUUUGCGGGACUCAUCGCCGACUCGCGGACGUUGGUAGAACGCGCGCAGAUCGAGGCCCAGAACUUCUGGUUCACCUACAAUCGCAAGAUUCGCGUUGAAGACGUCACGCAGUCCGUCGCCAACCUCGCCCUGCAGUUUGGAGAUGACGACGUUAAGGUUCUGGGAAACCGGGAAAAUGAUCAUAAUUUUUCUUGUUCUUGAUAGGCAUCAAUGUCGAGACCAUUCGGCGUGGCGAUGUUGUUUGCCGGCGUCGAUCAGGAAGGCGUCAAACUUUUCCAUUUGGAUCCGUCGGGCACUUUUAUCGAUUGCAAGGCUAAGGUUAUUUUUCAAAAAACAUAUCUUUUCGGUUUUUUCUAUAGAUAUUUUUGUUAAAAAUGACAAUAAGGUACAGUUACUCCCAGCAAAAAGUUUGAUUUUUUUAACUACUUUAAUUUGAAAAAAAAGUUCCUACUUAUUCCCAGAUCGUUUUAGUGAACAUUCUGAGUUUGCCUAUCUAUUAACGCAUAGUUCUAUUUAAAGUCGAAAAUGGAGAGAAUAUGAAGAAGGCGUAUAAAAGUUUUUGAAAAUUCAUCUUCAAAUUUUGCGCGCUUUUUGCAUUAUUUUGUAUCAUAGGUAAAACGAAAAUUUCCUUUGAGGAUCCUCGAAGGAUUCUGAGAAGGAGGUGAAAAGGUCCUUCUAAAAGCUCCUAAAAGGAUGUAAAAACGCUUUUGAGCUUAUUUUUUUUAGCCUCAGAGGUUCCUUUUUGUUAGAGAAAGUGAAAAAGAUACAGAAAUUAAGUGAUAUAACGCCUGAUCCUGUCCUUCCAGAACAUCUGCUGGACCCUUUCAGAGUUUUUUUCGAGAAAAGCUUUUGGGGAUCUCUCCAGUUUUGCCCGAGUGUUUCUCAUUUGAACUUAUCUUAAUGAUACGAAAAAAUAAAGAAAAACGGGCAACCUUGAAAAAUACAAAUUAUCGAAGUUUUAUAUUUUAAAAAAAUAAACUUUUUAUUUUUUUCAAGUAAUCCUUUUCAUUUGUCGAACUCACUUUUUUCAGUCGAUCGGCGCCGCCAGCGAUGGAGCAGAGCAGAACUUGAAAGAACAGUAUCACGACGUGGGUCAAGAAAAAUCGAAAAAAUAAAAAUCAGUUUUCCAGGCGAUCACUUUGAAAGAAGCUCUCAAGAUCGCGUUGGCCAUUUUGAAGCAAGUUAUGGAAGAGAAAUUGAACUCGGCCAACGUCGAAGUCGUCGUCAUCAAGCCCAUCCGAGACGCCAAAGGUUUCUUUUUCAUAAUUUGGGACUAUGUCGGUUUGGAAUUUUCGGGUUUUGUCAUUCCUACCUGUUUUCAAAUACUUUGAGCUGAAUUUUUCAAGAAGACUUCAGUUAAUUUAAAAAUAAUCUAGCUGUUCCAUGGAUUUUCACGUUUCAAAACGACUAUAGUAAAACUUUUACAAAUUCAGACCAAAUAAAUACGGCAAAAAAAUUUCAUCUACUUCAAAAAAACAUUUUUCCAUAAGAACCGCUAAACUUUUUAGACCGACUGAUAGGCCAGUUCGAGCGUGUGACCAACGAGGAAUUGGAUCAAGUCAUCACAUCCCUCUAA